Messenger RNA from Pterocles gutturalis (yellow-throated sandgrouse), 786 nucleotides. RefSeq names its product fructosamine 3 kinase related protein (gene FN3KRP). The transcript is spliced from 5 exons. NCBI's taxonomy places the organism in Eukaryota, Metazoa, Chordata, Aves, Pterocliformes, Pteroclidae. The record is from RefSeq and is a predicted model, not a curated record. Bases 7 to 786 code for a protein of 259 amino acids.
AGGAGAAUGUUUGAGGGAGAAAUGGCAAGUUUGGAAGCCAUCUUGAAAACACAGACAAUAAAAGUGCCUAAACCCAUCAAAGUUAUAGACCUGCCGGGGAGCGGUACUCUGUUUGUGAUGGAACAUUUGGAAAUGAGAAGCUUAAACAGACAUUCAGCAAAGCUUGGAACACAACUGGCUGAUCUCCACCUUCAUAACCAGAAAAUUGGAGAGAAGUUGAAGAAAGAAGAGAGCACAAUUGGUAAAGGUCAAGGGCAAAUGGAAGUCCAGUUUGUGGAUCAAUUUGGCUUUCAUACAGUUACCUGCUGUGGCUAUCUUCCACAGGUGAAUGACUGGCAGAAUGACUGGGUGACUUUCUUUGCCAAGCAAAGAAUCCAGCCUCAGAUGGACAUGGUCGAAAAGAAUUCAGGAGACAGGGAAGCAAGAGAGCUUUGGGCACAACUUCAGCUGAAGAUUCCCAGUUUAUUCUGUGACGUAGAAAUUGUUCCUGCUCUCCUGCAUGGAGAUCUCUGGGGAGGAAAUGUAGCUGAGGAUGAUUCUGGUCCAAUUAUCUUCGAUCCUGCUUCUUUCUACGGUCAUUCAGAGUAUGAGCUUGCAAUAGCUGGGAUGUUUGGUGGCUUCAGCAGUUCUUUUUACUCUGCUUAUCACAGUAAAAUUCCCAAAGCUGCAGGGUUUGAGAAACGCCUAGAGCUUUAUCAGCUUUUUCACUACAUGAACCAUUGGAACCAUUUUGGUAGAGGGUACAGAGGGUCUUCUCUAAACAUUAUGAGAAACCUUAUAAAGUGA